AUUCCAAAGCAAGACACGCAAAUACAAAAAAGAAAAUAAAAUUAUAUUUGUUUAUUCUUUUCGAUCUCUCUGCUUUCUUUAUCAAAUCAAUCGAUCUUCACUGCCUAACAUUGCUUAGGUCAAAUUAAGCUCCCGUCCCUCUCUAGUUUAGAUCCAAUUCAAAUGGCGAAGAGUGAAGAGAGUUGCUCUACGCAGCUGAUUGAUGGAGAUGGUACAUUUAUGACUUCUGGACUAGAACAAUUUAUCAAAGAAGUGAGAUUGGGGGAAUGUGGACUAUCAUAUGCUGUUGUCUCCAUCAUGGGUCCACAAAGUAGCGGGAAAAGUACUCUGUUAAAUCAUUUAUUUGGUACCAGAUUUAGAGAGAUGGAUGCAUUUAAAGGAAGGUCGCAGACCACUAAGGGAAUUUGGUUAGCCAAAUGUGCUGGCAUUGAACCAUGUACACUUGUAAUGGACUUGGAGGGCACUGAUGGAAGAGAACGUGGAGAGGAUGAUACAGCAUUUGAAAAGCAGAGUGCCCUGUUUGCCCUUGCUGUCUCAGAUAUAGUAUUGAUUAACAUGUGGUGUCAUGAUAUUGGCCGGGAGCAAGCUGCAAAUAAACCUCUUUUGAAGACUGUAUUCCAGGUUAUGAUGCGAUUGUUUAGUCCGCGCAAAACAACUUUGAUGUUUGUUAUACGUGACAAAACUAGGACACCACUAGAGAAUUUAGAACCGGUUCUGAGAGAAGAUAUUCAGAAGAUAUGGGAUGGUGUUCCAAAGCCACAAGAACACAAAGAAACGCCUUUAAGUGAUUUUUUUAAUGUUGAAGUUGUUGCACUUUCUAGUUAUGAAGAAAAAGAAGAGCAAUUCAAAGAGCAGGUUGCUAGUUUGAGGCAACGAUUCUACCAUUCUGUUGCCCCUGGCGGGCUUGCUGGAGAUCGGAGGGGUGUUGUUCCUGCUUCUGGUUUUUCUUUUAGUGCUCAGCAAAUGUGGAAGGUCAUUAAGGAGAACAAGGAUCUAGACCUUCCCGCCCACAAGGUAAUGGUUGCCACAGUACGCUGUGAAGAAAUUGCUAACGAAAAGUAUGCUAAUUUCAGCGCUAAUGAGGAGUGGUGCCAAAUAGAAGAGGCUGUGCAAUCUGGUCCAGUCUCUGGCUUUGGCAAGAGGCUCAGUUCAAUUCUAAAUACUUGUUUUUUAGAGUAUGAUGCAGAAGCUAUCUAUUUUGAUGAAGGAGUCAGAUCUGCAAAGAGAAAACAGCUUGAAGGAAAAUUGUUGCAACUUGUCCAACCGGCCCACCAGUCCAUGUUGGGACAUAUACGGUCAGGAACUCUCGACAAAUUCAAGGAAGCAUUUGAUAAGGCCUUGGCUGCUGGGGAAGGAUUUUCUUCAGCCGCUUAUUCAUGCACUCAGUCUUACAUGGCUACAUUUGAUGAAGGAUGUACAGAUGCUAUAAUUAAACAAGCAAACUGGGACACUUCUAAAGUGAGGGAUAAGCUUCGACGUGAUAUAGAUGCUCAUGUGGCUUCUGUCCGUGCUGCUAAGCUGUCCGAACUUACAUCAUCUUUUGAGGCAAAAUUGAACGAGGCAUUAUCAGGACCUGUUGAAGCUCUUCUUGAUGGGGCUAACAGUGCGACUUGGCCAGCAAUACGGAACCUUCUGCAGCGCGAGACAGAAUCAGUCGUUACUGGUCUCUCCAGCGCACUUGCUGGCUUCGACAUGGAUGAGCAAACUAAGGAGAACAUGCUUAGCAGUUUGAAGAAUUAUGCAAGAGGUGUAGUUGAAGGAAAAGCAAAGGAAGAAGCUGGACGAGUCUUGAUCCGUAUGAAGGACAGGUUUUCAACGUUGUUCAGCCAUGAUUCUGAUUCAAUGCCACGAGUUUGGACUGGAAAGGAAGAUAUUCGAGCGAUCACUAAAACUGCUCGGUCCGAGUCCUUGAAGUUGUUGUCUGUGAUGGUUGCAAUUCGUUUGGAUGAUGAAGGUGAUACUGUUGAAAGUACCCUAUCAUCUUCUUUGUUGGAUUCCAAGAACAGUGCUGCUGUUACAGAGAGAAGCAUCACCAAGGCUGAUCCCCUGGCCUCAAGCACUUGGGAUGAGAUUCCCCCAUCGAGGACACUGAUCACCCCUGUCCAGUGUAAAUCUUUGUGGAGACAAUUCAAGGCAGAGACAGAGUACAGUGUCACCCAGGCUAUAUCUGCUCAGGAAGCCAACAAACGCAGUAACAACUGGUUGCCACCACCGUGGGCAAUUGUUGCCUUGAUCGUGCUGGGAUUUAAUGAAUUUAUGACACUACUGAGGAAUCCCUUUUAUCUGGGUUUCAUCUUCGUAGUUUUUCUACUCGUUAAAGCCUUGUGGGUUCAACUAGACGUUUCCGGUGAAUUUCGCAAUGGCGCUCUUCCCGGGCUAAUUUCUUUGUCAGCAAAGUUCCUUCCUACAGUAAUGAACCUUAUCAAAAAACUGGCCGAACAGGGGCAGGUGCCUGCUCCUAAUGAUCCUCAUAGAAAUCCAACACUAUCGGCAAACAGUUUCCGCAGUGGCAGUGAUAUGUCAAGUGCUUCAUCUGGAGUAACUUCCCCCGAAAAUGGGACCGAAUACUCGAGCUCGUCGAAAGAUGACUAGGUGAAAGAAGUAAUCUUAUCCGUAAACUCUUCUAAUAUUGUUUGAAGAUGCUAGAAUUCUGCUCGCACAUGUUUGUGGGCGGUUGUAUUAUGGUCCACGAUUGUGAACUCUUGUAAACAUGCAAGAGGAACAGAUUUUGAAGGCAUUAGUUUUAGUGUAUGUGCCACAUACAGGGGGCUACUAUUUGUUUCUAAGAAAGCCCCAUUAAAUAGUGUUCCUAUGUUUUAGUAUAGGUUUUGACUUUUCCUCCUUUUCUUUUGGUUCCUUCUUUUAUUAGUUGAAGAGGUCUUUAUAAGAACAUUGAUAGUGAGUGGUCAAUCAUGCUGGUAUGAAUUCAAUUUUGUAUUUGAUAAUUAAUUCCUCUGUUUGCUUUAUUGUAUCUGGCUGUGGUGUGUUGUGUA
Mercurialis annua (annual mercury) is the source of this 2993-nucleotide messenger RNA. Its product is annotated as protein ROOT HAIR DEFECTIVE 3. The coding region runs from base 163 to 2592 and encodes 809 amino acids. NCBI's taxonomy places the organism in Eukaryota, Viridiplantae, Streptophyta, Magnoliopsida, Malpighiales, Euphorbiaceae. The transcript has 23 exons. Gene Ontology annotation, molecular function: GTP binding; GTPase activity. The record is from RefSeq and is a predicted model, not a curated record. Gene Ontology annotation, cellular component: endoplasmic reticulum. Gene Ontology annotation, biological process: endoplasmic reticulum membrane fusion.